Molecule: messenger RNA, 1622 nt
Organism: Labrus mixtus (cuckoo wrasse)
Lineage: Eukaryota; Metazoa; Chordata; Actinopteri; Labriformes; Labridae
Gene: chmp3
Product: charged multivesicular body protein 3
Exons: 6
Coding region: 111-767 (218 amino acids)
Biological process (GO): endosome transport via multivesicular body sorting pathway; protein transport; late endosome to vacuole transport
Cellular component (GO): multivesicular body; ESCRT III complex
Source: RefSeq, a predicted model, not a curated record
AGCCCGAAGGCCCUGGGCGUGAUCGAACAGGAAGUGCUGGUAGUACGAGCUCAGCUAGCCAGCCAGUUGUAGUCAGAUAGGUUAGCGUGUUAUUUAACUCGGCAGAUACAAUGGGUCUUUUCGGCAGAACACCGGAUAAACCCCCAAAAGAGCUAAUCAGCGAGUGGUCUAAAAAGAUCAAGAAGGAAAUGAGAAUGAUUGACAGACAAAUUCGAGAUAUUCAAAGAGAACAAGAGAAAGUGAAAAGAUCCAUAAAAGACGCAGCCAAAAAGGGCCAGAGGGAUGUGUGUGUGAUUCUUGCAAAGGAGAUGAUUCAGUCAAAGCGAGCUAUCUCAAAACUUCACGCUUCCAAAGCUCAAAUGAACUCCGUUGUUCUCAGCAUGAACAAUCAACUUGCUGUAGUACGUGUAGCUGGGUCGCUGCAGAAGAGCACAGAGGUGAUGAAAGCCAUGCAGAACCUUGUCAAAAUCCCAGAGAUCCAGGCCACCAUGAGGGACCUAUCGAAGGAAAUGAUGAAGGCGGGCAUUAUUGAGGAAAUGCUGGAGGACACAUUUGAGAGCAUGGAAGAUGGAGAGGAAAUGGAGGAAGCAGCAGAGGCGGAGGUUGACAAGAUCCUUUUUGAAAUCACAGCAGGUGCCCUUGGCAAAGCGCCGAGCAAAGUCACAGACGCCCUUCCUGAUAUGGAGCCGCCUGGAGCCACUGCAGCUUCAGACGACGAGGAGGACAUUGAAGCGAUGCAGUCGAGAUUGGCAGCUCUGAGGAGCUAAGGUGAACUGCCACUGUUCUGUUCCAGUCAGUUUGUCACUCCAAGAAGGACAGAGACAUUUUUUGGUGCAGGUUUUACAGUACUGAGCAUCCUCUCUGCUUCAUAUUAUAAUUACUAUUUCAUAAUCAUUUGGGGUUAACAUCGUGCUCUGACAGUUAAUGUCUUUAAAACGUUUUUUUUUUUUUCUAUAGAUUGUGUGGUUUACUCAGCCUGAAGAAAAGGUGUUUAUGCUUUUGUCUUUAUUAUCUAGGGUAAACCUAGGUAAGUCUUUAUUAUCCAAAGUCAAAUAGAAGGUUUAAGAACGUGUAUAUAAUGUAAGUAUGAAAAGCCUGCUGUGCCUACAGUGCGUCAUCAUAUUCUUUUGUCCUAAGUUAUGGACUGGUGGUGGAGCUGCUUUGGUAUUAAUGAUACAAAAAACUGUUGACGGAAGCCACCCUUAAUGCAAAUCAAAUACUAGAUCACUAGUUAGCAACUGUUCUAAUCUGUUGGAAACAUUAAGUAAGCAACAGCGUUUCUGUUUACUGGUAACCAGUCCACAUUAUCUGAGACACUAGAGCUGAUGGGUGGAUUUCUCUUUUGAAAGUUCUUUUUUGUACUGUCACAAUGUGUCUGUUCUAUACGUGGUCUUACACUCAUCAGAAAAAUUCACGCAUACUACUCAACCCCGCUGUCUUGCACCUACAUUUAGCUUGAUAAAUGUUUGACUUUGUGUCACAGUUCAGUUCCUUCUAAGCAGGAGGAUGCAGAGAAAAUGGAAAAGGUUGGUUAGUGAAGAACUUAUGUAUUGUGGAAGUAUUGUGUGUAUAAUUUUCUGUGUGAAUGAGGACAAAAUAUGGAAAUAAACUUUUAAGAACAA